Messenger RNA from Psammomys obesus (fat sand rat), 1474 nucleotides. RefSeq names its product putative protein FAM90A7. The coding region runs from base 1 to 1431 and encodes 476 amino acids. NCBI's taxonomy places the organism in Eukaryota, Metazoa, Chordata, Mammalia, Rodentia, Muridae. The transcript has 5 exons. The record is from RefSeq and is a predicted model, not a curated record.
AUGGUACGUGGCUGUGUUGGAGGUGAGGGCUGGCGGCCACGUCCAGGAACUCAAAGCCAACAGAUCCAGAAGAUGGAGUCACACAUGAAGACCCAGGGCCAUGGAGCAGUUCUGGCAACAGGAACCCAGGGAAAGCCAACAGGCCCAUGGGCACAGAAUGUGCCCCCACCGGAAGAGGAGAACCCUAGGGUAAAAUGCAGAGAGUGUGGGGCCUUUGGCCACACAGCAAGGAGCAGAAGGUGCCCCAUUAAGUAUGGCCAAGUGCUCCUAGACCCACAGCCUCUGGGAGCCAGGAAGGAGAAAGAGAAUCAGGAUCCUCGCAGGACACAGGGUCUCCAGAAACCAGGGCCCAUAAGCCAGGACAAGACAGAAAAGAAGCCUAGUCAAGACACUGGACAGAGAGGUGAUGAACAGCAGAAGGCUCCCUUCCAGAAACUCCCCAUGGAUCCACAGAGGAGGGGCCAGCACAUCAACCUGGCUCAUCCCAAGAUGCCAGUGUUCAGUCCUGGAAACACAAAGAAGUCUGUGACCAACCAAAUUCAGACUACUGUGCCACCUUCCAGAAAGUCUCCUGGGAAGCAGAUGUGCCCUGGAAACCCUGUCAUCCAAAGCUCUGAUGCCUCCUGCAUCUUACCUUCCAGGCAGGAAGAAGGUCAGAACAUGGAUGUCCCUGGGGUCUCACAGCCAGUGUUCAGGCAGGGUGGUGGAAACACAGCCUCACAAGACCUGCUGGAUCAAAAGCUCCUGGGUGUCUCACAUCAACAACCCAUUGCGGUCCCUAAAAGGAAUGGAGUCGGUGAAGCAUUCCACACAGAGUCAGAAGCCCAGGGUCCCAGUGUGAAAACACAGCCCAGCCAGCAUGCUGCCCUCCAUCAGGGAAGACAGAACCCUGAACUCGGCUUCUGGACCCCAGGUGAGAAAGCUUCCUGGCAGCUCACACUGCCUAGCCAGAAAUCCUCAAAGAAACUAAGAGUCAACUCUACCAGUGCACCAGAGGAGAGCAAUGCAAGCACUGUUUUGAAGGCCUGCCUGGGUAGGCAGUCUCUUCCCAUUGCCAACAGACUUGGACUGAAAGAUGCAGUACCAGUGAGCAAGAAAAUAGCAGCCCAGGUGCCCAGCACUGACCAAGAACAGCUACCAAGCAGGCCUGCUCUGGUCUUAGCCACACCCUGUGCUAAGUCCUCUCAGCCAUCUACUAGCCAUGCUGUACGCCAGUCCCUGAGAAUGGUCUUUAGUAGACUUGAUGGUGACUGCUGGAGCUCCAGGUUCCUGACAGUGUCCCCAGCACUUGCCCAUGAGAAGCAAACAGCUCCUUGGGAGGGCCCUGCCUUCCUGGAGAAAGGUGAGGCAGCAUGCUCCCAGGUCCCAGUGAGUGUCCUCUAUGAGGACCUUCAGGUCUCCUCCUCUUCAGAGGACAGUGAUGGGCAGUGAGUGAUGGGACAGCAGAUGCCACCUUCCUGCUCAGACUUGACAG